This is a messenger RNA of Epithele typhae, 306 nucleotides long. Its product is annotated as YkoF-like protein. Lineage: Eukaryota; Fungi; Basidiomycota; Agaricomycetes; Polyporales; Epitheliaceae. Gene Ontology annotation, cellular component: cytosol. The transcript is spliced from 7 exons. Bases 1 to 306 code for a protein of 101 amino acids. The record is from RefSeq and is a predicted model, not a curated record.
AUGGCCAGUGGUGAACUCUAUGCAGUAGCAGAUUUUUGUCUGAUUCCUAUGGGGACAGGAGAGUCAUCGGUUGCCGAGUACAUUGCAGAGUGUGCUCGGGUGCUGGAGAAGAGUGGAUUGAAGUACAAGAUGCAUGGCUAUGGUACAAACAUUGAGGGGCCAUGGUCAGAGGUUACACAGGCAAUCCAAGCAUGCCACACUACAGACAUCAGGAUUGGUACUCGGGUGGAUAGGGAUAUUGUUCCAGGAACAGGGAAUGAAAGCAAAGUGGCUCGGGUGGAACAGAUCUUAGCAGAGUCUAGGUAA